Triticum turgidum subsp. durum (durum wheat) is the source of this 1374-nucleotide messenger RNA. Lineage: Eukaryota; Viridiplantae; Streptophyta; Magnoliopsida; Poales; Poaceae. The record is from the annotation of a GenBank genome assembly.
AUGGCGGAUGCGACGAAGCCUCUCCACCCGGUCCUGCAGGCGGUUGACGACGGCAACCUCCGCCUCCUCAAAGAGACGGCGGGCGUCGUGGCGGACGACGGCAUCUGGUCGCGCGCGCUGGUUCUGGCGGCCAUGAAUGGGCGGCUGGACGUCUGCCGGUGCCUCGUCGAGGACCUCCGCGUCGAUGUCAACCAGCGCACCUUCACAGGUGAUACAGCUCUGGCCAUUUCUGCAGCUUAUGGGACAGCUGCUAUCACAAAAUAUCUUCUAGAUCGCGGCGCUGAUCCAACUUUAGUUGGUGCCCUGUGGCCACCUCUUCAUGGUGCUGCAAUGAGUGGAGAAUGUGAAAUACUAGAACUGCUGCUUUCAGCUGGAAUUGAUGUGGAUUGUUUCGAUUCUGUGUACGGGACCCCAUUGCAUGCUGCCGCUGCUGUUGGUGAAGAUGGCGCGGUGAAUAUUUUGUUGGAGCAUCAUGCAGAUCCUGAUAAGAUUCUCAACCUUCAUAGCACCCCGCUAAAUCUGUCCAUACUUUCCAAAUCGCUGGAAUGUGUGAAGCUACUCAUUAAGGCUGGUGCUGAUGUGAAUAAAAUUGACCAUAAUGGUUAUACUUACCUGAUGGUAGCAGCGGACAUUUGCUUACCUGGUAUCAUGAAGUGCUUACUAGAUGCUGGUGCUAACCCCGAUAUUCCUGAUCCAUUUGGUACAACUGCAAUUGAAAUUGCUGCCCUCCGAGGCAGAAGGGAUAUGGUUGAGAUGUUAUUUCCUUUAGCUUCUACUAUUUCAACGUUGCCGGAUUGGAGUGUUGAUGGAAUUAUUUGUCAUGUGAAAUCAUGUGGUUUGCCGAAGGAUAUACAUCUAUGUGAAAAGAAAAGAGCUGAACUGAAAUUGCAAGCUACAGAGGCUUUUAAGAGAAAGGAACAUAUGAUAGCGGUAGAGCUAUAUACUUGUGCAAUGAAUUUUGAGCCAAGUGCAGAAGAUCUUGCAAUCCUCCUAGCAAAUAGGAGUUUAUGUCUGCUGCACUCGGGAAGAGGAAAAGACGCGCUCUCUGAUGCUACUAGGUGCACAAUGUUGCGACCUCUCUGGCCCAAAGGUUACUAUCGACUAGGGGCAGCCUUAAUGUUUCUAGAGGACUAUGAAGAAGCGUCUCGGGCUUUUGCGGAUGGCUUGGAACUGGAUCCUGCAAAUGCUCUAAGGAAAGAGGAAAAGCUGGAAAAUGCCACGCAGAUGGGCUGGAAUCGUGUGUGCACCCAACUGCUGCUGCACGUGCUUGCGUACCCCGUCCCCCACCACUGCCGCGUACGACAACGGCUUCCUGCGCCUUCCAUGUUCCUGCCCCCCACCAUGACGAGUGUGCCAAAAAGCACAUCCAAAUAA